AUGGUCAGCUAUAGAAAACAUAUUGCAAUAAUAGUCCAACAGCUUAACAAAUUUAACCCUGAAAAUCAGAGCGUGGAGGAUUUCUUGAAUGAAUCAGCUAAGAUGUUGCAGACUUCUAAUGUGACAGAAGAAAAAUUUGUGUUGGAUACACUAGCUGGAUGCAUAGAAUAUAAACCCUUAUUGGAUGUAGUAGUCGAUGCCUUUUUUGUUAGGGAUGGGAGAUACUGCCUGAUUUCUGAGCGUAAUCUCUAUAUAGUUAUUUGUUAUCUGGCUACUUUUCAACUAGAAGAGCUCGGUCUGCAGCACUUCAGCAGAAUUGUGAAAUCUCUGGACACUGCAAAAAUGCAAAAGUUUCUUAGAUUCUUCUUCAAUGCCUUGUAUUUGAACACAUGGAUAAAAGAUGAAUGGAGUCAGUUCUACGAUUCACUGUAUGUAAAAGAGAACUGGAUUGAUCCACUACUAAGAUGGCAGCCAAAAGUACAGCAACUGAUUGAACAGCUCACAGAUAUAUUAAGUAAUCGUACUACCAUGGUCAAGAGUUCAACGGUCACUCAGCCAAAGGAAUUUAAUUUGACUGUACCCAAACCACGUGCCAUUCCUAUACCUCUGCUAAUACCGCUACUGGAAAAAAGGCCACCUGUUCCUCCAAGCACCUACAAACCUCCAAAGGAAAAAAAGCAACUAGAGGAAAUCAAAACAAAAAAUCGCCGAAAAGCAGAAGAUCUGCUCCUGAAAGCAAAUGCUAACCAGUUCAGGUGUGCAACCAUGAAGCCUGAAAAGGGAGAGAACACACAUGACAGUACGAAGAGUAAUCCAGCAUUCCAGGCUCAAAAGAUCCAAAGUAAGACUGACAAUAUACCUAUUAAAUUAAAUGCUGCAGCUAUUUUAAGAGAGGGUGCCCUCUAUCAGCGGAAAAUGGAACAGGAGCUCAAGAGAAUUGAAAAUUUGCUACGAGGGGCUGGAGACCCAUCUGAAUUCUUGGAAUGGCAAAAACAGAUGCGUGGAAAAGAUUUGGAAGAGCAGCUGGCUGAAAUAGAGUGUAGGAGGCUUCAAGGGAAACUGAGUCACGAAGAGGCAGUUCUAGCCCAUCAGAAUGUAAUUCAAGAAAAUAAGAAGAAAGCUGAUCUAAUGAGAGAAGAGAAAGCGGAGCUGAUGCACCGGUAUGCAGAGAAACGUCUACAGGAACAGAAAGAAAUGAGAGACCUGGUGGAGCAGGUCGUGGAAGGACACAAGAAUGCAAAGCAAGCAAAAAUAAAGCUCCAGAAAUACAAACAGCGGAUAGUUCAGGAAGUUUGUGAAGAAAAUCGAGAACUUCUUCGGCAAGCUUUAGAAGAAGAGGAGGAAAAACUUAGGAAAAGAUACGAACUAAUUCAACAAAUACGAGCUAUUGAGUCUUUACCAAGCGUCAGACACAAGUUUGUUGAUUUAACUGAGACUGGUGGCCAUGGUUUAAUUUGUGAAAUGUCAAUAGUGGAACUACGUGAACGCCUCGCUCUACUCAGAGACGCACAGAAGGCAGCAGAGGAAGAGAAGAGAGACCAGAUAAUUCAUGAAAAACAAGCUAAGGAACAACUUCUUCUAGACAAACUGGACCAGAUUUCCCUGUUCAGAGCACAACUUGGACGAGCAGCUGCUUUAAAGCAAGAAGAAAAGAAAAGAAAGUCCCAGUCUGGUGAAAGGCCUAUGAAAGAUGAACGCAUUUUAAACCUGCAGAAAAAGAUUGUAGAAAAAACAAUGGAGCGUAAAAAGCAAGCAGGACUCUUAAAGAUUACCCCGCAGAAAACCAGCAUCGCAUCAAGGAAGGAUUCUCUGCAAUGGAACCAUUGGAAAGAACUGGAAGAGAGUCGGGAACGACAGUUCAGGAUCCUUCAACGUGGCUUCAUGGCCAGAGAAACGGCUCAGAAAAUGGCUGCCUAUGAGGCAGCAAGAAGUUUGGACGAACGUCGGUCUCGGACACUGAGAAAUCUGGACUUUUGA
Messenger RNA from Pygoscelis adeliae (Adelie penguin), 1977 nucleotides. It is a transcript of the gene CFAP99, whose product is annotated as cilia and flagella associated protein 99. NCBI's taxonomy places the organism in Eukaryota, Metazoa, Chordata, Aves, Sphenisciformes, Spheniscidae. The transcript is spliced from 16 exons. Bases 1 to 1977 code for a protein of 658 amino acids. The record is from RefSeq and is a predicted model, not a curated record.